GUUUCAGGAGGGAAACUUCACUAGCCUAGCUAGAUUUGUCUCGAGUUAGAUCCCAAAAAAAUUGGGCUUACCCGAGUGUUCUUUUAAAAAUAUAGCUAGUGAUUUUUAUCACACUGAAGGGAGUCAUGUCUGGUAUAGCCUUAAGUCGUCUUGCACAAGAAAGAAAGGCCUGGAGAAAAGACCAUCCUUUUGGGUUUGUUGCUGUGCCAACAAAAAACCCAGAUGGAACAAUGAACUUGAUGAAUUGGGAGUGUGCCAUCCCGGGAAAGAAGGGGACCCCAUGGGAGGGGGGCUUGUUCAAACUCCGAAUGCUCUUCAAGGAUGACUAUCCUUCUUCACCUCCCAAGUGCAAAUUUGAGCCCCCUUUGUUCCAUCCAAAUGUAUAUCCCUCUGGUACCGUCUGUCUAUCGAUUUUAGAGGAGGACAAAGACUGGAGACCAGCCAUCACUAUCAAACAAAUAUUGUUAGGAAUCCAAGAGCUCCUAAAUGAACCAAAUAUCCAGGAUCCUGCACAAGCUGAGGCGUAUACAAUUUACUGCCAAAACAGAGUGGAAUAUGAAAAAAGGGUUCGAGCACAAGCCAAAAAGUUUUCUCCAUAAAGCUUCAAGACUACACAAGAGAAGAAAUUGGUUUGCUGAGGAUUUUGUCUCUGCCCCCUUUUUGUCUGCCUCCAACUAUUUCCUGCUGGACUGUUUUAAAACUGAAUGUGUGCCAUUUCUGUCCAUCACCCACAUACUGAUGCACCCCUUUGCUUUUUUUUGAUUUGGAAGUCCCGGAUUUGAAGGUUGACUAUGCUGUCACCACAAAGGAUUUUCCGUACUCCAACUGUGGUAUUUCUUUUUUCAAGAGCUCACGCUUGUCAGAAAAGACUGUACGAAAUGGGAGUCACCUCUGAUGAUUUUUAUUCUAUUCAAUGUUAGAAUUAUUUUCUAUAUGUUCUGAUAAAGAUAUAGAGAAACAGGCCUCAAUGAAUCUAUUUAAAGGUAGUUUAGUGUCUCUGCAUCAGACUCUUAAGUUGUUUUGGUCCAAAUAUUUAGAUUUAAUUAAAUAUGUUUGUAUAAAGCUAGUGUUAAUACAUGUAGAUGGACUCAGUUCCGUCUUUCAUUGUGUUGCCAGUUGAAUGUGUGUUACUCUUGAAGGUGGACUUUGGGUAACAAUAACAGCUUUAGACUGUGUACAUGAUUGAAUGAUUGAUUUGAUCAAGGGCAUUUUAAUGCUUAAAAACAAAUUGUUGAAUAAGAUAUUUGGCUACAGAAGUGCCAUUUAUUGAUCGCUUCUGUCCAAAAACCAAAUCCUGUGACAUAACAACACAUACUGGAUGAGUUACUGGCUAGCUUAACUAACGAACUACCUACAUCGGUAGCUGCAUGCAUGACCAGAAUGAACUACUAAAAGCACACCAUUUCUGUUUGAAUAUGGAGAACGCUUAGGAGUUGGACUGUUUGUCGUGCCCAAAGUCUACCUUUUAAAGCUGUUAGUGCACAGUACGGAUACUGGAUUGUAAGGUUUUGAGUGACCGUCAGGACUGUUCAAACGAGACUGUCUCAUAGGUACAAUCUGGUAACCCUACAUAAGGGACCCUUUCAACGGAGGAUGUAACGGGUUUAUAGAUCCUGGUGGCCCGUCAUUUAUUUAGUUUUCUGAGAUUGUUUUGCACGUAAGACUAAAACCAACAAAUCAGC
This is a messenger RNA of Salvelinus namaycush (lake trout), 1682 nucleotides long. Its product is annotated as SUMO-conjugating enzyme UBC9-B. Gene Ontology annotation, molecular function: SUMO conjugating enzyme activity. NCBI's taxonomy places the organism in Eukaryota, Metazoa, Chordata, Actinopteri, Salmoniformes, Salmonidae. Gene Ontology annotation, cellular component: nucleus. The record is from RefSeq and is a predicted model, not a curated record. The transcript is spliced from 7 exons. Gene Ontology annotation, biological process: protein sumoylation. Bases 126 to 599 code for a protein of 157 amino acids.